AUGACGCUCGAGGAAGCGCGAGAUGCAUGCCUGUACCACGAGGCGCGACUCUUACAGUCGGCGGGACACCCGGAGGUGGCGAAUAAGAAGACACCUGCACAGGCACCCAACUACGAUGGGGGCCAGAACAGGCGUCGGCCUACUGAAACUGAAGGUGAGAUCGCGGGCAACACUGUUGCGGCUACCAGAGGUGCAGAAGCGGGAAGAGCGUCUGCGAAGCCACGUUGCGAUUACUGCUCGACGAUGAAGCUGAGGGGUGCUGAGAAGCAUGAUGAUGCAAGCUGUUGGAAGAACCCAGCUAAUGCUCACCUUGUGCCGGAGUGGUACCGUCAGCGACGGGCCAUUAAGGUCACCGGCCAAGGCGAGAAGCCCCUGAAGGAGCAAGCGGCUGGGGGACCGAGGGCUUCUCCAACCGAGGCGGCCUUCAUGGUCACGGCCGCCAACAGCACCACAUGUGGAACUAACCUACGGGUCAUCGAGGCCUCGGUUGAAGGUUCGCCGGGGACGGCCCGUCGACUCGAGCUACUGAUCGACACCGGGUCGGAUGUAACCUUGUUGUCCUCCCGCCUUGCUGAGGCAUUGGGGGUCGAGGUAUAUCCCCUGGUGGGAUCAAGGGCGCUACGGUCCGCUGGGUCUUGCGGAACUAUAAAUGUCCUGGGACAUGCCUCAGUGCGGUUAACGGUGGAAGACGUUCACGGAGUUCGCCACGCCUUCUCGCUGUCGGUAGAGGUGGCCGAAGGCCUUAAUGAAGGCCUCUCUUACAACACAAUCUUACUUGGUAUGAAAACCAUGCGCAAGAUGGGUGGACGACUGGAUAUGG
This is a messenger RNA of Perkinsus marinus ATCC 50983, 820 nucleotides long. RefSeq lists its product as hypothetical. The annotation marks the transcript as partial. Gene Ontology annotation, biological process: proteolysis. Lineage: Eukaryota; Perkinsozoa; Perkinsida; Perkinsidae. Gene Ontology annotation, molecular function: aspartic-type endopeptidase activity. The transcript has a single exon. The record is from RefSeq and is a predicted model, not a curated record.